Oryza sativa Japonica Group (Japanese rice) is the source of this 2033-nucleotide messenger RNA. Its product is annotated as aspartyl protease APCB1. Gene Ontology annotation, molecular function: aspartic-type endopeptidase activity. The record is from RefSeq and is a predicted model, not a curated record. Gene Ontology annotation, biological process: proteolysis. NCBI's taxonomy places the organism in Eukaryota, Viridiplantae, Streptophyta, Magnoliopsida, Poales, Poaceae.
CCCCCUCAUCCUCGCCGCCGCGACUCCCAAACCUUUCGAUCAUCUCUUCGACUUCGUCGGAGUCGGAGUCCGAGUCCACCGCCUCGCCGGAGAUGGAGCACGCCUCCUCGCCGCGCGCCCAUGGCGUGGUGGUGAUCGCGGUCGCCCCGGACCACGACGACGACAGCGGCAAGAAGGGGUGGCGUCUCGCCGCCGCCGCCGCCCCCGCCUUCGGGGACGAGGCGGGGUUCGGGGUGGAGGAAGAGGAGGAGGAGGGGGAGGAGGAGGAGGAGGAGGUGAGGUGGAGGGAGCGGCGGGUGGCGUCGCUGUGGCGCGUGGCCGGGGCGCUGCUGGUGGUCGCGGCGCUCGCGGUGGCGGGGCACUACUGCCUGUACCACGACCCGGCGGCGUUCUCGCGGGAGGAGGGGAGGUCGUCGUUCUUGCUGCCGCUGUACCCGAAGUCCAGCGGGGGCGGCGCGGCGGGGGAGUCGGCCGGUAGCGUCAAGCCGGACGGCGCCGGCGCGGAGGCGAGGGAGAAUUCGUCGGCGCUGCUCCCGAUCAGAGGCAAUGUGUUCCCCGACGGGCAAUAUUACACUUCUAUGUACAUUGGGAAUCCUCCAAGACCUUAUUUUCUUGAUGUUGAUACCGGAAGCGACUUGACAUGGAUACAGUGUGAUGCACCCUGCACAAACUGUGCAAAGGGACCUCAUCCUCUGUAUAAGCCUGAGAAACCAAAUGUGGUUCCUCCGAGAGAUUCAUAUUGUCAAGAACUGCAGGGCAACCAGAACUAUGGUGACACUAGCAAGCAAUGUGACUAUGAGAUCACUUAUGCCGAUCGGAGCUCCUCUAUGGGAAUCCUUGCAAGGGACAACAUGCAACUGAUCACUGCAGACGGUGAAAGGGAAAAUUUGGACUUCGUAUUUGGGUGUGGAUAUGAUCAGCAAGGAAAUCUUUUGUCGUCGCCAGCAAACACUGAUGGGAUCCUGGGCUUGAGCAAUGCAGCAAUAAGCCUUCCUACCCAGCUAGCCAGCCAAGGGAUAAUUUCCAAUGUUUUUGGCCAUUGCAUCGCGGCAGAUCCCAGCAAUGGUGGAUAUAUGUUUCUUGGUGACGAUUACGUUCCUAGAUGGGGAAUGACAUGGAUGCCUAUCAGAAAUGGUCCAGAGAACCUAUACAGCACAGAAGUCCAGAAAGUGAACUAUGGAGAUCAGCAGCUUAAUGUGCGACGAAAGGCAGGGAAGUUAACUCAAGUGAUAUUUGACAGUGGGAGCUCAUAUACGUAUUUACCACACGACGACUACACAAACCUGAUUGCUUCACUUAAAAGUCUCUCUCCAAGCCUUUUACAAGAUGAGUCGGAUCGAACACUACCGUUCUGCAUGAAACCCAAUUUUCCAGUGAGGUCUAUGGAUGAUGUGAAACACCUGUUCAAACCCUUGAGUCUGGUAUUCAAAAAAAGAUUGUUCAUCUUGCCAAGGACAUUCGUUAUCCCCCCUGAGGACUACUUAAUCAUCAGUGAUAAGAACAAUAUCUGCCUAGGAGUGUUGGAUGGAACAGAGAUUGGUCAUGACUCAGCGAUAGUAAUCGGAGAUGUUUCCCUUCGAGGAAAGCUAGUUGUAUAUAACAAUGAUGAGAAGCAGAUAGGAUGGGUUCAGUCAGACUGUGCCAAGCCACAGAAACAAAGUGGAUUUCCUUUCCUCUUUAAAAGAGUGCUGCAAAAUCAACUUUUGUAAAUGUCACAUAGAAAUUGAAAUUUACCACCAGCUCGACUGACCAUGCUUUACUUUUGGACGUGCAAAUUCUACGUUCAAAGCUGCCAUAAUCAAUAUCAGUGAAAGUAAUUAAACAGGACAUAGGGUAAAAAGAAGAUGUAAGUAGAGAUAGCCAGUAAGUAUGUUGUACUUAGUAAUUUGUCUCUUCUGUAUACACAAAGAAGCAGAAUUAUGUAUAUGUAUUUUGUAGAAUAUAUCUCAACCACCUGUAAAGAGUAUAUCUCAUCCACUUGUAAGACUAAGUGGUGAAGCAUAUAUCAGUGAAGCCAUGGCAUUUCUCGUUCA